This is a messenger RNA of Diospyros lotus (date-plum), 987 nucleotides long. RefSeq lists its product as uncharacterized. Gene Ontology annotation, biological process: DNA repair; telomere maintenance. Lineage: Eukaryota; Viridiplantae; Streptophyta; Magnoliopsida; Ericales; Ebenaceae. Bases 1 to 987 code for a protein of 328 amino acids. The transcript has 5 exons. The record is from RefSeq and is a predicted model, not a curated record. Gene Ontology annotation, molecular function: DNA helicase activity.
AUGUUUGGAUUUGACAUUCACUACAAAGAUCCACCAGUUGAGAGAUUGUCAUUUCAUCUUCCUGACGAACAGAAUGUUAUUUUUUCAGAUUUGGAUCCAAUAAAUGAUGUAUUAAGUCGUCCUAUUGUAAAGCAUAGCAUGUUCACUGCAUGGAUGGAUGCAAAUAAGAAGUACAGUGAUGCAAAAGACCUCACAUAUGUAGAAUUCCCAACAAGAUUUGUUUGGAAGCAAGAAUCUUUGGCAAGACCUGAAUACGUAUGGAAACAAUAUUGGCAAUUUCUUUCGGACGAUAUUCUAUACAAGCGAAUAAUCAUUUUGAACCACCAAGGUUUGGAGUUGAGCGAUGAAAAAACUAAAAACUACGCUCUCGUGGAGAUUGAGAAGAUAUUGAGGAUCACUGGAAGAAGUCUUCAUGAUUUUCCAUCAAUGUUGUUUCCUUAUAUUGUCGAUGCAUCGUUUGCUGAAAACAGGCUAAUUCAGGAUGAGCUUAGGUAUGACAAGAAAGCUUUGGCAGAAGAUCACAAGGUUUUUGUGCAAAAAUUGAAGGAUGAACAAAGAAAUAUUUAUGAAACUUUAAUGCGUUCUGUAGAAGCUGAUAAGGGAGGCGAUAGGACAACACACUCAAGGUUUGCAAUUCUUCUUAACCCCAAUGAAGAUUCAACGUGCAAUAUCAAACAAAUGAGUCCACUCCCAGAGUUGAUAGCAAAGUCAAAGAUCAUAAUAUGGGACGAGGCACCUAUGAUGAACCAAUUCUACUUCGAGGCAUUGGACAAAAAUAGUAGAAACGAUGAUCAUGCAUCUAUUGAAAUACCAGAUGAUAUUCUAAUAAAUGGGUCCGAUAAUUUGCUUGAAACAGUUAUGGAGAGCACAUAUCCUUGCUUCUCAGACCAUGUUGAUGAUAUAUCAUAUUUGCAAGAAAGGGUUAGACUAGCGUCGACGCUUGAUGUCGUCGAAUCUAUCAGCGAGUAUAUGGUUUCUCUAAACUAA